Molecule: messenger RNA, 1389 nt
Organism: Cyphellophora europaea CBS 101466
Lineage: Eukaryota; Fungi; Ascomycota; Eurotiomycetes; Chaetothyriales; Cyphellophoraceae
Exons: 3
Coding region: 1-1389 (462 amino acids)
Biological process (GO): D-serine catabolic process
Molecular function (GO): D-serine ammonia-lyase activity
Source: RefSeq, a predicted model, not a curated record
AUGACUGCCUCACUCAGGUCCCCAGCCAGUAGCGAUGGCGCAGAAUCCGACGUCAUUGGCAGAGACAUUCACGACGUCGCCAAACCCGCCGUGCUGCUCGACAAGGCCAAGAUGCAACGUCACUGCCAGACCUUACGCGCCGCUACUGAGCGUCUGGGUGUGGACUUUCGAUUCCAUGUGAAAAGUCACAAGACCAGAGAGGGUCUAAAGUUGCAAGCCGGUGAAUCGGCAAAGAAUAUCCGUCUGGUGGUGUCUACGAUAGCUGAGCUGGAACAUAUGCUGCCAAUCCUCCAAGAUUUCCAGACGACCGGUCGACAUGUCAACGUGCUAUAUGGGAUCCCUCUACCACGUUCUCAAGUCAGCCGACUUGCGGCGCUCGGGCGACGGCUCGGCGCAGGCAGUAUCUCGGUGCAGUCGACAACGAGCGUCAGCUGGAGCAUGUUUCCAGCCGGCGUCUUCCUCAAAAUUGACACGGGCUACCAUCGCGCCGGGCUGCCUCCGACAGGCGUGAACAAGAGCGGCCUCGUGGAGAGCCUGAUGCUUCUCGAACAGCAGGGCAGAGCCACGUUUGUCGGCCUAUACUCGCACAGCAGCCUCAGCUACGCUGAUUCCACACCACAAAAGGCCCUACUAAAUCUCGAAAACGAGAUCAAAGGCUGUCUCGAUGCCCUCACCAUCAACUCACACCUCUUCCCGGCGGCACAGAACCUGACCAUCAGCGUCGGCGCCUCACCCCAGGUGACCUCCAUCGAGACCCUCACCAACCCUACACAAGACACCACCUCACCCUCCCGUGAAGCCACCAAUCUCCUCCGAACCAUCCGCAGCGUCGCACAUGCCCGUCCCAGCGGCUUCAGAACUACCCUCGAGCUCCACGCCGGCGUCUACGCGCUCCUGGACGUGCAGCAACUCGCCACGCACUCCCGCGGCGCCCAGCUCGGGGCCUGCGAAGACGAGAUCGCCGUCUCUGUCGUGGCCGAGAUCUGCAGCGUCUACAACGACGGCGAGCGCGCCCAGCCGGAGGCCCUGGCUGCGGUGGGGACGCUGGGCUUGGGAAGGGAGCCUUGCGGCGCCUAUGCAGGGUGGGGGGUCGUGGAUCGGGAGGCGUAUGCUGGGUUAGGGCGGCAGGAUUCAGAGAGGCGGCUUGUGGUGGCGCGGGUGAGUCAGGAGCAUUCCAUCAUGGCGUGGGAGCAGCGACGGGAGGGUGAGGGCGAGGAAGUGUCACCUGUGCCGCCUGUGCCGCUGGAGGUGGGCCAGACGAUCCGCAUCUAUCCGAACCAUGCGUGCGUCGCGGGGGCGCUGUACCCCAGGUACUUGAUUGUGGAUUCAUCCGAUGAUAGUGGGGGGAGGAAGGUCAUUGACACGUGGGAGAGGGCUCGUGGGUGGUAG